Messenger RNA from Arvicanthis niloticus (Nile rat), 255 nucleotides. It is a transcript of the gene Hamp, whose product is annotated as hepcidin antimicrobial peptide. The record is from RefSeq and is a predicted model, not a curated record. Lineage: Eukaryota; Metazoa; Chordata; Mammalia; Rodentia; Muridae. Gene Ontology annotation, biological process: negative regulation of iron ion transmembrane transport; defense response to bacterium; intracellular iron ion homeostasis. Gene Ontology annotation, cellular component: extracellular region.
AUGAUGGCACUCAGCACUCAGACCCAAGCUGCCUGUCUCCUGCUUCUCCUCCUUGCCAGCCUGAGCAGCAGCACCUAUCUCCCGCAACAGAUGAGACAGACGACAGCGCUGCAGCCUUUGCACAAGGCAGAAAGCAGGAUUGACAGUGCGCUCCUGAUGCAGAAGCGAAAGAAGCGAAACACCAACCUCUCCAUCUGCGUCUUCUGCUGUAAAUGCUGUAAAAAUCCUUCCUGUGGUCUCUGUUGCAUAUCAUAG